AUGGAGACGAGUUGCACGGCAUUGUUUGCGCGUUCUGUGGAGACUGGCCCCCUUCCAACUCGCCUCCCUGUCCCCUUUGUUGCCCUCCCUCUCUCCCCUAAGCCCCACUACAACUCGCCUCCUCAUCAUCCCCCCAGCACCCCUCCCCUCCUGGAAGGAAGGAAGAGUCAACUCACCCCUCAGUCCGCUUUUUUUCCCUCCCCUUCCUUCCUAAGCCCCCCUCCAACCCGCCUCCUCAUCAUCCCCCCAGCCCCCCUCCCCUCCCCUCUUCCGUCGCCCUUCCCUCCUGGGAAGGAAGGAAGAGCCAACUCGCCCCCCGUCACCUUUGUUUCCCUCCCCCUCCCUCUCCCCCCUACUAAUUCCCCCCUCCGACUCGCCUCAUCUCUUAUCAUCCAGCCCCCAGCACCCCUCCUCUCCUCUUUUCCAUCGCCCUCCCCUCCUGGGAAGGAAGGAAGAGCCAGCUCACCCCCCUCCGUCUCCCCCUCCCCCCCACUUCCCCUCUCUUCCUACUUCCGCCCUCCCCCCACUUCCCCCCUCUCCUCCCCCAACUGUCAUCACCAUCACCAGAUUCGUGCCGUGUCUCUACUACAGUCAAUAUCCCCCCCUUGCUGCGCCAGCAGUGGCAGUGAUCCACACCGUGUCUCUGCAGCCGUCAACGUUCCCCCCCUUGCUGCGUCAGCAAGCGCCAGUGCCAGCUCAGACCGAGAUCCGCGGGAAAUAUCUGACUCCCUCGCCCUCGAACCAGUUUCGAUCGGGCAGUGUAGAAAAGCUUCUGGGCUGACCGGCAGGGGCGGUAAAGGGGAGGCUGCUAUGGCGAAUGAUGGGGGUUCUAGCGCGUUCUGGAGGCGUGCGAAAGAAAUAGAGGCUCCCAUGUGCGCCAAGGUGCCAUUCUCCUUCCCUCCAAUGUUUGGAGACGUGCGGGACGACCCCCACCACUGGCUCAGGGACGAGAGGCGCGAGAAUCCGCAAGUCCUGGCGCAUUUGGCGGCAGAGAACGCAACGUGGAGGUGUAUGGGGAUCACAGCGGCUCGCGCUUCUUCCUCCUCCGCCGCUCCCCCCAACUACAGGGCUUGGAGCUCCCUUCUCCCCUUUGCAGCAUCCGCCCAUCCUCUCUCCCCAUUUCUCCCUUCCCCCCCUCGCCUUCCUCAGAACGUGGAGGUGUAUGGGGAUCACAGCAGCUCGCGCUUCUUCCUCCUCCGCCGCUCCUUCAGGAGCCUUUGUGCCCUCUUUUCCUCGCCUCUUCACCCCUGUCCCCUCCGCCUCUCCCCUGCUCUCUCUCACCCCUUUCAGAACGUGGAGGUGUAUGGAGACCACAGCGGCUCGCGCUUCUUCCUCCUCCCCCUCUUGAUUCGUUUCUCAUCUAAUCCCCCUUCUGCUCCUCCCUCCU
Messenger RNA from Closterium sp. Naga37s-1, 1387 nucleotides. The record is from the annotation of a GenBank genome assembly. NCBI's taxonomy places the organism in Eukaryota, Viridiplantae, Streptophyta, Zygnematophyceae, Desmidiales, Closteriaceae.